UGGUAAAAUCAUAAAACCUAAAUGUUUAUGGAAUGAUAGUUCUGGGUGAUAGUUUUUUGCGAUAAGUGGGACGCUAUUCGAUAUGCACCGGCUGCAAUUGCGGCCUUCACCGAUUACAUUCCAAUUCAUAAACAUUGCUUCCAAAACUUGUUCAAAACUGCCUUGACGCCGCGGGAAAUGGAACCAUGAGUGGACUUUUGAAUGAAGUUCAGCGCAUCCUUGGUGAUGUACGCUCGGAGAAACCAGCCACACGGAAUAAGGGCAUUGAGCAGCUGGACGAAAAGUUGGCCCACUGCAGAGAUGACUUAAAUACGCUGAUCCUGGACAAAAGAAACGAUUUGUCGUGGCCCAGUGUUUUUGAUGCAUCCAAAGAGGCUCUUUUCAAGCACGCCUCAAACUUGCAAGAUGCCAACGAGAAAUCCUUCAAGACAUUGGCGGCAAAAAACUACUUGUAUGGCAACGUUCUGGAAAAGAUAACCAAGUUCAAUGUGGAAGCUGGCAGCGACACAACAGGAAAGGGUCACUUUCUGGCAAAGAUAAGCAUAUUUAAUGCAUUCGAAGAGGGCAUCAAAAUGCGCACUGUGGUGAAGCACUUUGGCGAUAGAUUCAUGAAUUUGCUGGAACGGGGCAUCUACUCCUCGCCCACCUAUGUGCGCGAGCUGAAAAUCAACGAGUACAGCCUCAUCCUCUCGUACCUGUUUGAGCUGAAUGUGGACGAAGACCAGUUUCUGCGCACUAGAAUAUUGAAAUGCAUUACCAAGACGGUCAGUUUGGCCAACGAGCGGGUUCAGCUGCACGUCGACCUGGUGGCAUAUUUGCCAGAACUGAGCAGCUUUGCCCAAACGGCAAAUGCUGCCAGAAAAACGGAUAUUGUUCGUCUCUAUUACCUAUUUGCCACAGAGCUCUCUGUGAACUACCAUCAUCAAUUGUGCCUCCAUAUGCAAGAGAUUCUGCCCAAAUUGUGCGAAUUCCACAACGAGGAUGCGUUUCGCGACGACACCAGAAAUAUAUUCUUUCAGUGUGUCAUUCAAUCGUUGCAUUCGCUUUAUCCCAAGCUCAGCGUUUGCGAUUUCAAUACCUUUGGUGUGCCGCUGAACGAGAAAUGGCCACAGACCAUGCUUAGGUUGAAGACGAUCGUGGACGUGGAGAUACGCAAGAAUUCUUUGGUGCGCUAUAAGACGGCCCAACUGAGCAAUGACAAAUUCUCAGAGCCCUUCAUCAAGAUGUCUGCACUGGUCAUGUUUAUAGUACUGUGGGACUUGGAGACACGCAAAAACGACUCAAAUGGUGAGGGUGAUGCACCCAAGAAGGUGCCCAGACCCUCGGACAAAAUGGAAGUCUUGUUCGGGCUGAUUGACAAGAAGGAAACGACAUUCAAUGACGUCUGGUUUGCCAUAUACGCAGAGCUACUACAGUUGAGCAGUGUAAUCCUAAAUGUGGCCAACUACCAGCAGGCAUUGAGCACUGUUGUGGGUGUCCUGCAAAUGUAUGGCAAUGCCAGGAACCUGAAAAAUGUGCGCCUAUGCAUGAGAUGCCUGCUCGCCAAGGAGCGGCAGCUCUUGGAGUCGAAAUCGAUUCAGGAGAACUUUCUGGCUGAUUUGUGGAGUCAAAUGGGCAACCAUUUGAUAUCCGUGACCACCACAAUCAGUGAGGAGAUCAAGGAGAAGCAACUAAUGCUGCAAAUGCUAAUCAGACAUGACAAACUGAAUCAGAAAAUGGCCUCCAGCCUGCUGCACAACAUCACCUCGAAUGAGCUGCUGAAGCGCAAUGAAUGCAUUGCCACCAUACGCGAGAUUUACAUACGGGCAGGACAAUGCGGCCAGGAUAAGGCUUCCGCCAUGCUAGAGCCCAUCAUUAGCUGGGCCUAUGGCAGCGGUGAAAGGAGCAGCGUCACCCAGGUGAUACACAAUAUAGCCAGCAUUGAUGCCAAUCUCCUGGCAGAUACGUUUACGAUCAGCAUCAUCAACUUUCUGGACGAGCAGCAACUGCAGCAGUUGUGCAACCCAGAACCAGGCCCUGGCACACUCCCUGCCGAUCUGAAUCUCUUAGCCUAUAGAUACAACAAGCAACUGGUUUGCCUGGACAAGGAAUAUCUGGCGCCUGUUAAGACUGCCAACCAGCAGCUGCACAGCGAAACCAAGUCGCCAGCCAAGAAUUGCCUUUACCAAAGCAAUUACGAGUUCCUGAUGCGUAGCCUCAAUUUUCAGAAUUCCGGCGAUAGCCAAGCGUCUGCCAUACUGAAGAAUCUGAACAGUCUGCAGAGGCUGGUCUGCACCGUGGAAAGACUGUUGUACUACAAGGUCUUUGAUGCCGAUAAUUUCACUGGCUGUCCGCUGAUCAAGCGAAUUGGCCUAUUUCUUAGCCACAUAGAGUUCCAGUACAAAGCUAACUGCUCGGAGUUGAUGGAUGAGAGUGACCUGCGUGAGAUUCUGCGGCAACAGAUCGCUGUGCUUGAGGUUUUUCGAUCUAAUUCCAUUCUUUUGAACUACCUGGAAAGGCAACCCAUAGAAAUGUUUGUGGAAUUCAUAGGAUCUACACUCAAAGGGCAUUGCAUGCGCAGGGAACGCUCUGAUAAUGCAGUUCAUGCCACAAUUACCUCUCAUUGUUUGCACCUUUUGGGCGCUCUGUGUGCACUCAGUUCGCAUCGUGAUGAAUCCUUUGAACACAUCUCAAAAAUCACUAUGCGUUGGAAGCCUCAAGAUGUGCUCCUUGUGACCAAGAUGCUGUGCAGCUGCGACAGCAUGUCGGAGGGAGCCAUCAUAUGGCUGGUGGAAAAACUGAAGUACGUUUUCCAGCAUCAUCAUCUCGAUUUGGAUGUCAUUGACGAGGUAGUGGAGCAUCUACCCACGAUUUUUCACUUUGUGCACCAUACGGAGCAGCAGCUGGAUGACAUGUGGAUGGCUUUAAGUUCGCUGCUAAAGAUUGCCCUGAAGAAAUCCUAUACCUCACGCCUGACAGCCAAAAUUGUGCGUUGCGUUGGCUCGAUUGCCCUGCAUUGUCCGGACAUCUAUCUGAUGGAGAACUUUUUGGUGCUGUGCAAAUCUACGGCCAAAUUUAUUACCAUGCCCACGCUAGAUGUGCGCUUGGCGACGAUCUCUUCCCUGGGCACUAUACUCAACACAAACUGUGUGGCCAGCGAUCCAAUCAGUCAGGCGCUGCUUCACUGGGAAUUCAGCAGGGAGCUCUAUGAGAGCAUUGAAUUCAAAAAGCUGACGUUCGACGAUGAAGAUACCACACGGAAUAGCAACUCGAUGAUGGUGCAAAUGCUUCUGGCAAUCUUUGUGCACAGCUCGUUUCAUCAGGAGAUUGCUCUCAAGCAGCUGCUUUAUCACUGUGCCCUACGCAGGCUGGGAGAGGCUGAGUUUGUGGCACUGCAGAGUCAAGUUCCUGGCGCUAAUCAAACCAUGCGAGAACGCAUUCGACCCUAUGCGGAUAUACUGCUGCACAUGUGGAGCUCUCAACACUGGCCCAUUUCCAAGUUCCCCUAUUUUCUGUGCUAUGAAUCAAAGCAGGCUUUCCGAAAAGCCCAUAGCAGCAGAAUCAUGGCCUAUACAUUCCUCUAUGGCCAGCCCGAGGACAUAGAACGCCAGAGAAAGUCCAUCAGCAUAGAGGAUGUCCUGCCCAUGGUGGCUGCAUUUUUGCUGCCACAGAGCAGCCUUUGUGCCGAAAGCGAAAGCAAGGACUUUCGGGAGCAUCACCUGCUGCUGACAAAGAACGUCCAGCACUACAAACUGCAACCCAAGGAAGUGUCUCUCAAUGUGGAGACGCUGUACAUUGUGAUUAGUUGGCUGCACGAUCCGCAGGAAAUGGAGAGAUUAUUUGGUCCCUCAGUGCCCUGCAGCCAAAUACGUUGCUGGUAUAAUCUGACGGGACAAUCGCUCUUCAAAUGCCUCAACUGGUUUAUUUGUUCAUCCACGAAGGAUGAUCGCCUCCAAGCCAUGUCCAUGCUGCAGAUCAAGCAUCCACGCAUCUUAAUUGAACUUUUUGGACGCCUAAAGACCGAUUGCUUCAAUGCCAUCUUUCCCAGCCAGGCCACUCAUUGCUUCUUUGUGUACUGUGCCAUAGCCGAUGCGCUAUACGAUGCCGCACUGGCCCUCGAGGGACCAAAAACAAUCAUUCCCUGCUCCUACUUUGUGCGCGACAUUUGGUUCUUUGUCGUUAGGCUACUGCUGCACAGCAAGUGCAGUCAGGUGCAUCUGUGUGCUCUCUCCUUUCUGCAACUACUGCUGAAGAAGCCCGGCUUUGGCUUGCCCGACUUCUCGAGUCACAUGAGUGAGAUAGCCAAGCUAUUGAUCGGAUUUCAGAUGCAAUGCAAUGUGAAAGCCGUCAACGAGAAGGUCGUAGAGGUUGUGAAUCAUAUUGUUAGCGCACACAGCACGCAGAUCAAUAUACAAUCCUUGCUGGAGGAGACCACAGAGUGUCAGUUUCUUCAGAAACCCAAUGCUGCGGUCCAACAAAUCGACAGGACUGAUGUGGCUAGCUUUUUGGGCUCAUUUCUAAAGAAUCCUACCGCAGAGCGCUUGCUCGACCUCCGGGCUUAUAUUGCCGAGCACAAGGACCAGCUGCAGUCGCAUGAAACUCUGCUCUUUGAGUUGAUCAAUCGUCUCAUUCAAAUGUCUCGCUGUGCGCAAGGCAAAGAGAGCAGCAAUCUGAAUGCCCUGAAGUGCCUGGCCCAAAUAGGACCAUUAAAGCUGAGAAACAUUUCAUACUAUUUCCAAACCGACUUCGAUUCCUUUGAAGAGUCGGAGCAAGAGCCCAUGGAUAAGUUCCUGGUCGUAAUAUGUGAAGUGCUGGAGAAGUAUCUCUUCCAGUUUGACCCCAAGACGCAUGAGGCGCUUGUGGCCGUUGCCAUUCAGGUUGUGAACAGCAAGCCCGCCGCCACGAUCUUGCAUCGCUUCAAAAACUUGCAAAUCUUUUUUGAAAAAUCAAACGCAUCGAGUUGCCUGGAUGCCUAUCAACACAUACCCUCCCUAGCCUGGCUGAAUGCUCUCAAGUCCAGCCAGGGCUUGGACUAUGAGCAAUGGAUGUGCGCCUUUGUGUCGCAGGUUUUUAGAGCUUGCGGCUGGAAGGCAUUCGAGGCUUUGGCUGCCACCUCCUUUCCGUUUGCCGAGACCUGCCUGCAGCCGUUUAUAAAACUGUUGCUGGCCACCGAACAGCAGCCGCACUUGGAGAGUCUCUGCCAAAUGUUGGAUCACUUUUUUGAGGGAUUCGCCAGCUCUAAGGCAGCGCCCAACAACCACGACAUCUUCCACAACAAGCGGGCCAUCAAGAAGUGUUUGCACAUCUGCGAGUGCAUACGGAUUGUCAACAAUUGGAGCAUUCCCAUCAAUCUGGGCAAUGUGGUCAGGGCCAGUAAUCACUGUCAGGCGUAUUUCCUGAGCAUUAUGUACCUGGAGCUGUGGGCUUGCGGCUCGGCUAAGCACAGAUGCCUGCACGAUGAGUCCUUUCAGACCUCGGCCAAAAAGGCCUACGAGUCGAUUGGUUGUCUGGAUGCCAUUCCUGGCUUUGUCAAUCCCAUGCGCUCUCGGGUCGACUUCCUCGGACGCAACAACAACUUGUCUGCCAUUCUGCUGGAAUCGGAUCAACUGGACAGCGCCAGUAGCCAGAUGGCUGUGGAUCUCAUGAAGGGCAACGGCCUGUGGUCAUUUGCCAAACUGCAGCAGCAGGAACAGGAGCCGGACUACGAAAUCUUCUGGCGACUGGGCCAGUGGGAUACGCCAACCGAUCAGCAGCCACAACCAUUGAAACCCAGCGCUGGGGCUACCAUUAAUCUGGAGCAACAGUUCAAGCGGCAUCAUUUUGUGGCGCUCAAGAGCAUUGGCCAGCGCGAGGAGGAGAACACCCUGUCGGCCAUUGAGAGUGGCUAUCAGUGUGUGCGCAGGAUACUACAGGACAACAGCAUGGAGUGCCUGCAGAGUGUGUACAAGUACCUCACAUGGCUGUGCACCCUGCAGCAGGCCGAGGACUUUUGUCAGAUCCAGUUUGGGGCACAGCUGGACCCGGGACAGAUGGCACAAGUCUUUCGCAAAUGGCAGACGGAACUGGAGCUCAAUUACGGCAACUUUUCAUGCAAGGAGUACGUAAUUGCGCAUCAGAUAGCACUCUUCAAAAUGUCCGGUACACGAGCCAGCCGUCGCAUGCAGGACUUUUACAAGGACAACCCCAUGGACACGUAUCUGCUGAAGGGGAUUAGCGAGUGCAAGGCGGCGGGCAAGCUGUACAUGGCCUCCAAAUACAUUGGCAUGCUGCGAGAGCUGCCCAAUAUCAACGCAUCCACGAAGAUCAGCGUUCUGCUGGAAGAUGCCGAUGUGAAUGUGAAAAUGGGUAAUCAUCAGAUAGCCAAGGCCAUCCUGGAGUAUGUGGUACCGAACGAGGAGUUCGUCUAUUGUCCGCUGCGUGUGCCUGCCCUGCGCAUGCAGGGAGAGUUCCUCAUGGAUUGCAAUGCCGACAGCCUGAGCUCAGUGCUGAAGAACAAGUUCGCCCACUCGAUUCAGCUGAUCGAUGACUUUGUGCUGCACAAGGACAAACUGAGCGCAGCGAAUCCGCAGUUCUUCAAGUGGCAGGAGCUGGAAGCGUUUGCCAGGCAGAAUCGCACAGCGGCCUAUGAGGCCAUGGCCAAGUAUGCCGAUCGGGAGUACCAACAGCUGCACGAGUAUCGCCACUCGCAGGACUAUCAGACGCUGAAGGACAUCAUUGAGCAGAAUCGUCUGGUGGCGCAUACGGUAUCGAAUCGCGAGAGCCAAGACAAGCGCAUCAUCUCCAAUCAAAUGAAGCGAUACGCCCUGCUGGACGAGAUGGAGCUGCAGCGCAUCGAACAGAAUCUAACGGAGCAUUUGUGCACCGCUGUGAGGAAUCACAUUGCCUACUGCAAGCUGGACAGUGGCUUCUCCAGCGCAGCCAUCUAUCGCAUCAUCUCGCUGUGGUUCACCAAUGCCCAGAACGUGCAGCUGCAGACGUGCAUCAAGGAGGAGAUCCUCACGGUGCCCAGCUACAAGUUCAUUUGUGCCACCAACCAACUGACGGGACGUCUCAAUUCCAAAAAUGCCAGUCUGCUGAAUAUCCUGUGUGAGCUGUUGGUACGCUGCGGCCGGGAUCAUCCACAUCACACCCUUUACAAGCUGUAUCCGCUGGUAUUUGCACGCCUGGACGGCGAUGGCAGCAACACGGAACGAGCGGCCAUUGCACGUAAAAUUAUAACCAAAAUCUGUGAGAAGAAUCCCAACGCAGACAAGUGCAGCAAGCAGCUGGAGGCAGUGCUGCCAGCUAUCGUUACGUUUGCGAACGAGGGAAAAUCGGAGAGCAGCAGUCAGCCGGUGAACAUUAACUUGCGGCUGACACAGUUCGAGAAGGUGAGGCGUCAUCGGAAUCUCGAUGCCGUGCAAUGUCCCACCCUGGAACUGCCCAUCCGGCCCGACAAGGAAUAUAACAUUACCAGCAUCUGCAAGUGGACGAAUGAAGUUGCCAAUUGCGGUGGCAUUAAUGCGCCCAUCAGGGUGAAGUGUGUCUGCUCCGAUGGCCAGACGCGUACACAGCUCAUCAAGGGCAAGGAUGAUCUGCGUCAGGAUGCCGUCAUGCAGCAGGUCUUUGGCAUUGUCAAUCAGCUGCUCAAACAGGACUCAGAGUUCAUCGAUCGCAAGCUUCAGCUGCGCACCUACACCAUCACGCCUCUGUCUAUGCGCAGCGGCAUCUUGGAGUGGUGCCCCAACUCCAUGCCAGUAGCCAUGUACCUGGUCGGACGGGACAGCAAGAGCGGCGCCCACAUAAAGUAUCAUCCAAAGGACUGGAAGAACAAUAAGUGCCGCGCCUUGUUAGGGAGCCAUGCGAAGGCGUCCAAGGAGAAGCGAUUAGAAGUCUUUCAGGAUAUAUGCGCACACGUUACGCCCGUGUUUCACUACUUUCUGCUGGAGAAGUUCCCCAUACCGGGCGUGUGGUUUGAGCGGCGUUUGGCCUACACAAACAGCGUGGCCACCACCUCAAUGGUGGGCUACGUUCUGGGACUGGGCGAUCGGCAUGUGCAGAAUAUACUGAUUGACCAGCAGACAGCCGAAGUGAUACACAUUGAUUUUGGCAUCGCGUUCGGUCAGGGCAAGAUAAGUGCUACACCAGAGACGGUACCCUUUCGGCUUACACGUGACUUUGUUGCCCCCAUGGGCAUCUGUGGCACGAAGGGCGUGUUCACCAAGUCCUGCGAGGCCACCAUACAUAUACUGAGGCGUUACAAGUCCGUCUUCACCACCAUACUCGAGGUUCUGCUCUAUGAUCCACUCUUUAUUUGGGGUGUACUCAAAAACAAGCAACCCAGCUCCCAGGAGUCCACCGAGGAAUCGAUUAAUCUGGUGGCCCAGCGUGCACUGCUUCAGGUGCAAAAUAAACUGGAGGGUCGGGAGGCCGGUACCCUCGGUGACUCGAAUGUGGAGGCUCAAGUGGAACGUCUGAUCAAUGAAGCCACUCUGGCGGACAAUCUAUGCCAGCUCUUUUGCGGCUGGGAUCCAUAUCUAUAAGGAAACGCACAUCACAGUGAAGGAUCACAAAAACCACAUCACAUUUACCAGU
Messenger RNA from Drosophila obscura, 8553 nucleotides. RefSeq names its product serine/threonine-protein kinase ATM (gene tefu). The record is from RefSeq and is a predicted model, not a curated record. Lineage: Eukaryota; Metazoa; Arthropoda; Insecta; Diptera; Drosophilidae. Gene Ontology annotation, molecular function: protein serine/threonine kinase activity; protein binding. The transcript is spliced from 28 exons. The coding region runs from base 186 to 8501 and encodes 2771 amino acids. Gene Ontology annotation, biological process: DNA repair.